AUGGCCCCGAAAGCGAAGAAGGCCACGUCACGGAAGCGCCAAACGUCAAACGCGGACGAGCAACCUGUCAAACGAAGCCGGUGCCAUGCAAACGACGACGACGACGACCAGGAAGAGACCGCUGCCGACCAAUGGGCUGAUCACGAGGACCAAGCUACGAAGACCAAAGGAAGGGGAGGAAAGGGGGGGAAUCGAGGCCGGGGGCAGAGAGCAGCCGCUCAAAAGUGCAUACCCCCGUUAUCGAUGGCAAUCAUCGAUGACGAUUGCCACCGAUCGGGCGCAAUCUCCAUCCCAGCUUGCCACCACUAA
This is a messenger RNA of Laccaria bicolor S238N-H82, 309 nucleotides long. RefSeq lists its product as uncharacterized. The transcript has a single exon. Bases 1 to 309 code for a protein of 102 amino acids. The record is from RefSeq and is a predicted model, not a curated record. NCBI's taxonomy places the organism in Eukaryota, Fungi, Basidiomycota, Agaricomycetes, Agaricales, Hydnangiaceae.